Molecule: messenger RNA, 270 nt
Organism: Cavenderia fasciculata
Lineage: Eukaryota; Evosea; Eumycetozoa; Acytosteliales; Cavenderiaceae
Exons: 4
Coding region: 1-270 (89 amino acids)
Source: RefSeq, a predicted model, not a curated record
AUGGCAAGUCUUGGUGGUAAGGUUAUAAGAAUUAAAGUUAAUUUGUUCUGGGGGUUUGUCCAUGUCUAUGAUACAUGUUAUAUGGACGUUGAUCAUGUAUCUUAUUAUGAAGAGAGAGAAGAAGAUGAUGAAGGUGUUGAGGAGGAUGAGAGGAAUGAGGUCGAGGUGAUCGAUUAUAGAUGUAGUAUGGCUUUCUAUCGCGACGGCCCAGUAUGUCCUCCACUACCUUCCCGUUACUUGUUGCAGUCUGGCUACCCAAUCUCCUACUGA